UUAUUUUGUUUUUUGUUUGUCCUAAGUUUGCGUUAUUCAUUUUCAUUCAAGUAUUAAUUUAUUAUAAAGUCAAUUACACAAUCACUUGUGUUGGAUAAUUUAUAAAGAUGGUGGACUUUGUUAUUGUACAAAGUUGAAUAAUUAUGCUUAUCGGCAUAUACAUGAUUCAUUCUAAUAUUAUUCGAAAAGUAUAGUGUUCUUUUUUUUUUUUUCUUCUCCCAUAAAUUAAUUCCUAUGUUAUAAAGAUGAAUAUCAUAAAAAAUAUUGGCAUAAGGGAUUAAUAUAAUUUAAGAUAAACAAGUUGAACAAGUGUAACAGGAAAACAUUAUCCUCAUUGUAAAUCCAUAGCAUCGAUAUAAGAGUUUGUAUAUAUCAUAUUCAUUAAUGUUUAACCUAACAAAUCGAUCGAUGUAUAAUCGUAAUAUUUGUACGUAAUAAUUCUAACAGUAAAUCUAUGUAUAAAAAGACAUAAAAAAAAUAAUGCAGUUGAUUCGUCAACGUCAAAACAAAUUUUUAAUGAAGAUGAUAGACAUUCUGAUAUAUCGCUUGAUGAAUCCUUUAAACAGGUAACCCAUAAAAAAAAUAAAAAUAUGGAAUCAAUAGAAGCUGUCAAUGAAUUUAUAGUAACAUCAAGGACACCAACUCGUUUAUCGCAUAGCUUUAUACAAUCCUGGGUAAAUACUGGCUAUUUACCAUAUCAAACAUAUAUAAAUAAUGGUGAAUAUUCUGGUACAGGUUCGUUAAAUCCAAAACUAUCUUCUUAUAUAACCUGUGAUAUACCUAAUGCCACAUCUAUAUGUAAAUCAAACGGUAAAGAGCUAUGUAAUAAUAGUUCAAAUUGUAGUUCUGUUGAUACUGCUGCAUAUAUUUUAUCAAAUACAAAUGUUAAAAAAAAAACAGAAACCGUUGCUAUUAUUAUGGAUACUAAAUGUUCUAGCAAAAUUUCUUUUCGAAAUACAUUACAUGGUAAUACAUCCUGUGAAAAUACUGAGACACCAGUUAUGCAGGAUAAGUUGAAUAACAUUGUUGUAGAUUCCAAUGUUUCUAUGAGCUUAUCUGCAUUAAACAAGUCUAAUGCUAAUAUAAAACAUUUGAAAAGUCAAAGAUUAGAAAGUAAGAAUCUAAUGGAAAAAGAAUUACAAUCAACAAUAUCCCAUAGUGAGGAUGAUAAUGAAAAUGAAAUUUGUGAAAAUAACAAACAAGGAAAUGAUAUUAAUUUUAAUAAUAAAAGAAAAUUUACACAAAAUAUAAUGAAAGAAUCUUUAAAUGUAGGAAAGUCACUAAGUCUUCCUUUUGAAGGUUCAUUAAAUGAUUCGAGAAAUAUUCGACAAAAGAAAUUGUACAGCGGUAGAGAUUCUCCUACUGAUAUCAUAGUAGCACGAUUUAAGGAAAAUGAUAUAAAUGAAAUGAAAAAGGAUUUACAUCCUGCUUUUAGAAAUAGUCCACCUAUUGAAAAAGCACAAAAAAAGAUAUUGCAGAAAAAGAGAAAAACUAAAUUCUGUUUAAAUAAUUCUCUGAAUAAAUUUGUUAACAUUAGUGGAAGUAGUGAUAUGGAUAAAGAUAUGCAUGUAGCAAAACGUCAAAGGAUUACCACAGAUAUUGCAAAAGAUAUUACAGAAAUUUCUCAAAAUUCAGUAAAUGAGAGGCUGUUUAUGUCAUGUAAUGCAUUAAAGGAGCAAAUAAAACGUUUUUCAAUUUCUGAUUAUAUUAUUGUUAAAAAUACAAGACAACAGGUUACUAAGCUUAACGAGAAGAAAACAUUUGGAAAAAGAGAACAAAGUAAAAAUAAUAUUAAUAUAAAUUUACGUAAUGCAUUGUUACAUGAAAAUCUUAAUCCUUGUAUUAUUUUGGAACGUUUGUCAGAAGAAACUUUGAAACAUUACACGAGAAAAGAUGAAAAUACGUGUAUUCAAAUUGAAGAAUUAAAGGAAAAUGAUCAGAUUGAAAAUAGGGAUAAGGAUAUGGAUGAAAAUAAUGUUGAAAUAUGUUCAAAUAAUACAAGAAGCACAAUUGUCCUUUCUAGACAAGGAAAUAUAAAUACAGAUAUUGUUGAUAGUGAUGUAAGUACUAUCAUUAUAUACAAUCGUAAGGAUUUAUCAUCUAGUAAUCAUCCUGAGAGUGACUGUUCAACUGUUCUAUUAAAUACUUCUUUAUAUUUAUCAAAUACUAAUAAGACGGAUAAUAAUCAAUCGGAUGAAAAUUUAAAUGAUGUAAAAUUGAAACGAUUGCGACCUGUUGUAGUCCUUGAACAGAUACAAAUACAAUUAAAACCUCGAAUUUCAAAUGAGAUUAAACAGCCUAAAAAAAUUGUCAAACGUAAGAAUGCGAAAAGGGAGAAACGCAAUAGAUCAAAGAAAAAUUCAAAACUCAUGUCUUCGUCCAUUGACAAAAGAAGACAAAUGAUAAAUUAUAAUUCGAAUAACGUGCUUUUUGACAAAAUAUUACAACCAGUUGUUGUAUUAGAAAAAUGUAUAAAUCUUGAGAAAAAAGUUCAAAAUCAAAAUCAAAUUCAUGAUAUCUCCAAUAUACAUGAUACAAUAUGUGCUACAUCUUCUAAAGAAAAAAAACAAUUAACUAAAUUGACAAAUAUUGAUAAUAAAUUGUUGAAGAAACCGAUUGUUAAAUUACAACGUUUGCCAUUGAUGAUUACAGAAUAUAUAAAUAAACUCUCAGAAAUGUAUAGUAGUACUGACAAAAAAUUGAAUAAAAGUGAUACAUCGAACAAAAGUAAUAAACUUAAUAAAGUUUACGUUAAGAGAAAUAAAAGAAAUUUAAAUGAGAAGAAUAAUAUAUCUACAGAUAAUUCAAGCAUAGAUAGCUCAGAGAAAAUGGAACAAAUGAAAAAGAGGAGGGAACGUAGGAAAAAAUCUAAACAUAAAAAAAAUUUGCCAUUCUUUCGUACUUGCGAAAAUUAUUCCGAUUCUCAUUUAGAUUCUGAUACGGAUUUUGAUUCAGAUGUACCGGUUAUACAUUGUAUUUUUAAUGUUUAUGAUGAAAAAAAUCAAAAACGAUUUAAAAGGAAGUGCAGCGCAAGAUCAAAAUUUAAUCAACAAUGCAUGUUAACUGAUAAUACCGAUGAAAAAAAUACAUCAAUGAGAUCUAAAUCGAAUUCUAUUAAAAAUCUAUCUAUUAUAAAAAAUAUAAAUAGUGUAUUAAAUCAUUCAAAAAGUAAGAAUAUCAAUGUUAAUAUGACAUGUUCUAAUAAAAAACAAGAUAAAACUUCAAUGAAUAACAUAACAAAUAAAAAUAAUAAUUCCAAACGGAAAAACAAUAUAAUUGAGAGUGAUGAUGAAACAUUUGAUGUUAAUAAAGAUAGUAUUAAAAGAUUUACUUUCUGUACAAAAGCGUAUGACUCUGAUUCAGAUUGAAACUUAGACAAAUAUUAAACAAUUCAUCAAUUAGAUAUACAGAUUUUGAGAAUAAUUAAUUAAAGAAUGUUUAUUAGGAAAGAAAUAUCAUAAUAAUCAUUAAUAUUAAAUAUAUUAAUUGUAUUCUUUGUAAUUGUAUUAUCGAAGUAAUAUGUACAUC
Vespa crabro (European hornet) is the source of this 3528-nucleotide messenger RNA. Its product is annotated as protein PF14_0175-like. NCBI's taxonomy places the organism in Eukaryota, Metazoa, Arthropoda, Insecta, Hymenoptera, Vespidae. The record is from RefSeq and is a predicted model, not a curated record. The transcript has 3 exons. Bases 591 to 3368 code for a protein of 925 amino acids.